This is a messenger RNA of Symbiodinium sp. CCMP2456, 1422 nucleotides long. The record is from the annotation of a GenBank genome assembly. Lineage: Eukaryota; Dinophyceae; Suessiales; Symbiodiniaceae.
AUGGAGUGUUCAGAGGAGGCAGAAGAAGAAGCAGCAGAAUUUGAUCCCCCCGUGGAGCCAACCGCCCCUGUUGUUUUGCAAAGGAAGCCCCCAUUGCAUAGUAACAGCUCGACUUCGAUUGCUUCAGAUGCCACUACCUUGAUUUUGGGUGGGACUCCUUUAAAGACGCCAUCGCCACGGCCAGUGGUGCCAGCAGAGGCAACACCAUCCCCGCCCAGUUUGCCUAAGCAGGUUGUCUUCAAAGAAGUGCUCUAUGUGGCUGAGUCCCCCCGGAAAUUGGUUAAGGCCGAGCCUCGGGAUUUCAAUGAGGAGCCUCGGCUUGGAGAUGAUCUGCGACGUGAGCUGGCUGAUCUUCAGGCUGCACAGCAAGCUUUGCUGAAAGCAGGAGCAAUGUUGGCACCAGAGCCGGCUCCAACAGAGCCGGAACCAACAGAGCCGGAGACCCAGGUUGAAGGGGCCACAGCUUUGGAUAAGGAAGCGAACAGGUUGGCACGGCUUAACUCCACGGGUGCUUUGGUUGAGAGUGCUGUCACCCGUGAAGAGCAAUUGGAGGCUCGCAAGAGGCGGAAGCAAGAGAAGGAAGAAGCCAAGGCUGCUGCCAAGGCAGCCAAGGCAGCCAAGGCUGCCACGGCCGACAAGGCUGCCAUUGCCGGCGAAGACAAGGAUGGUCAAGGGGCCGAGGCUGCUGGGAAAAGUUGUGAAGGUGAUGGCCAGCUUAUUGCUGAGAAGCCUGUGGAGCCGCACCCAAAAAAGCGCCGAACAGCUGCAAAGUCCAAGCCUGGCACAAAGCAGCAGCAAGCAGCCGAGGAAGCCCCGGAUCUCCCCGCAGCAGUUGCCCCUGAAGCCGAGGAAGCCCCGGAUCUCCCCGCAAAAGCUGCCCCUGAAGCCGAGCAUCGUGCUGAAGCUGCCCCUCCCAAGCUUAAGAAGGGCAAGGAUAAGGUUGGCAAGGUUCCUGGGAAAAAGGCGGCCAACAAGCCGAAGUCUGGACCAGGCAAAGCCAACGGAAAAAAGGACAAGUCAAAGGGCCAGGGGAAUGGCAAGAAAUCCAAGGAAGCGAUCCCCGUGGCCGUGCCACGGAGGGUUUCUUCGAAGCGAGGCCCGAAUGAGGCUGCCAAGCCGAAGUCCGAGCUUCAGCUUGAGGAGGAGAAAGCCGAGCUGAGAAAGAUCGUGGUUUCCACGAAUGGGACCCUGAAGCAUUAUGUUAUCAUGGUCUACUGGACUCGUCCUGGUGUGGGUAUCAAGCUGCUAGCAGAUGGGAAGCAGGUUCAGUACCUGGGCGGCAAAGGCAUCGGCAUUUCGAAGAUUUUGAAUGCUGCCAUCGACUGUGUGGCUUGCUCGAGAUUGGGUUGCUGUUUCAGUCGUCUUUCUGUGCUGCCUGGAGAGGUUUGUGUGCCUGUGCAUAAGACAUGUUUUCUUUAUUGA